Molecule: messenger RNA, 987 nt
Organism: Penicillium macrosclerotiorum
Lineage: Eukaryota; Fungi; Ascomycota; Eurotiomycetes; Eurotiales; Aspergillaceae
Exons: 1
Coding region: 1-987 (328 amino acids)
Source: RefSeq, a predicted model, not a curated record
AUGAACCUCGAUCAGGUAUGGUUGUUUCUUUACGAGCGCAUAGAUAGCAUUGCCUACCGGCUCGAAAGCCGAACAAUCGGCGAAGUCUCAGAAGUAGGAUUCAUAUUCCGAGCCAUCCUCGAAAUACUCUGGCUUGAUGAAUCCCUCGAAUAUAGCUUCUAUAUCACCAGUGAUUAUAUAAGGAAGGCAGUGCCGCUCCUGCACGAAGAAAGCAUCUUCCUCAUGGCCGAGACCUACUGCAAGAACGACCCUGUUGUGACCAUCAUAAUCCGGCCCCCGAGAGAUCCUUCCCCAAACCACAGCCAAACACCGAGCGGUAUCAAAUCGCUCCUCGAGCGCCGCGAGUUGAGCGCGCAUAAGGAACUUCAGAAUGUGGUCGUGCGCAACCAGCACGGCGGGCAUCUGACCAUGGAUUCCGUCCAUGUUCUCGGCCAUAUACUAGAGGACGUAUGUUUAACGAAGUGGAGCGAAGUCUGCCAGAGAGCCUACAAUCGAUCGCAGCAUUUGAAGUGGCUGUGUCACAAGUAUCCCUACUUUGAGAAUAAUGCCCAUGCCCUCGUACAAGACCUUGUACACUACACAGAUCCGGCGCACGAGAAGGCCGCGACAGCCUCGAUCGCAUCAAUCAGUUGUCCUUAUGUACUAGGCCCGCCAUACUUCUCUAGUGAGGCUGUCGAAGACAUUUUACUGAUUCCUAUGGGCAAUUCAAUGACCCUCCAGGACCACCUCGAUGCGAUGGUGAUGGACGCAGUUGAGCAAAACUCGGUGAUUUGCCCGAGCUGUAAUCUUGCGCCGGUGUUUCUUUGCGCCUUCGGGCUGGUCUAUAGUGAAGAUGAAGAGAGUGGCCGGUUCGAUAUCAAGGAGAUCUGCGAUCAGGAAAAUACGCAGUGGAGUUUACGGACGCUGAAGCGCCAGUUCGUGAGAACUGGAUUGAAACAUUUGAAACCUCAGCAGCCCCCUAAGAAAAAGAGACUUUGUAUGGAUUGA